CCACUCCCUCUCUCUUAUCCUCCCCCACCCCACCUCCUGUCUGCCCACACAUCCGCCCGUCCGCACAACCACUCCCGCAUUGCGCUUCUUCAUCCUCCGCGUGCGUGGGCUACUCCCAUCUCCCCCGCCAACCACCAAGACGGCCUUGCGCCAAGUUCCCCUUGCACUGCGGCUUACCCCGCUACCGUCACCAAGACUCCCUCGCACUCAUGUCCGUCAUCUACAAGAAGACUGAGCGCGAGCGCGAGUGGGAGACCGGCUCCGCACGCACUGCCGGCGGUGGCUACAGCACCAUCAGGCGCUACAAGGUCCCCGAUCGCACCCUCGAGGAAGAUGCGUACGAAUCCGAGAUGCGUCUGGUCCAUCGCGGCCGCAACGACUUUGAAGAGCGCCGCUCCGUCAAGGACUUUGUAGUGGAGCGAAACGUCGAGCCUGCUCGCGAAGUCCGACACUAUCACUACACUGAGCGCUCCCCCUCGCCCCAACGCUCCGAGUAUCGCAUCCAGCGCGAGUAUGAGCGUGAAUACGAGGUCCCAGCCUCUCCAGCACGAACUGAGAUCCGGAUUGCGCGGGACUACGAGCGCGACGAGGAAAUCUUUCCACGCGAGCAGCCCUACGAACUGGAAAAGUACUCGAGGUCCACCGAGUAUUUCCGCCCCGAGCCGCUGCCACAGGCCCCACCCCAGUCCAUCUAUAUCCGAAACGAGGCCCCUCAGCCCAUGCAGAUGCAGAUGCAGCCCAUUAUUAUCCGGGAAGAGGUCCCUCAGCCCAUCAUCAUACGUGAGCGUGCCCCGGAGCCCGUCUAUGAAGAAGAGAGGCAGGUUGUCCGAGCCCCCAAGGAAGAAGAAUAUUACUACGAACGUCGCUACAAAGAGGUGGAUCGUGGAGACCGCUACGAUGAGCACCAAGGCUACUAUAGUGACGAUGAUGUUUACAUCUACAAGGAGAAAGAUACGUGGGGCGAAAGUGACACCCACGUCAAACGUGACGUCGCUGCCGGUGCGCUUGCUGGAGUAGCGGCAGGCCAGAUUAUCAGACACCAUCGCAAGAGAAAGGGCGAAGCCCCUGGAGGCGUCCUCGGCAAUGCCCUCGGCUACGGCACGCUGGGUGCUGUGAGCGCCGUGGCUCUCGACCGCCUCAACAACCGUUCCCAUUCCCGAUCUCGAUCCGUCUCUCUAGACAGGGGACGGGGACACAGACGCCACAAGUCUCGUCACCGCAGCAGGUCCAGGGCCAAGGAGAUUGGUACUCUUGCUGCUAUUGCUGGCGUCGGCGCUCUUGCCUACGCCGCUGGACAACGAAACAAGAAGGUCAACAAGGAGGAAACUGUCACGAUUAUCGAAGAUCGACACCGCAGCAGAUCACGUCACGGCAGAUCGCACCACACCAGAGGGCGAAGACGGUCGCGGUCUGUCUCGAUUGUGGAGUCUGACAGGAGUUUGUCUCGUAGUUCGAGCAAGCACAUGGACCCAGAGCAUCGCAACAACCGAGUGGCACAAGUCGGCCUCGCUAGUGCCAUCGCUGCUGGCCUCGCUGAGCGCCGACGCAGCAAAUCCCGGAAGCGUGAGGGCAAGCGCUCUCCAAGCCGGAUCCGCAAGGGUGUCCCGAUUGCGGCUGCUGGUGUGACUGGCGCCGCAAUCACUGGACUCUAUGAGAAACGCAAAGCUAAGAAGGAAGCUAGGGAAUUAUCGCGUUCGAAAUCAAGAUCGCGCUCAAGAUCGAGGUCAGUCCUCUCCCGUCUUACCGGGCGCAGCCGUAGCAGGCGUAGAAGUACAGUGAGUGAACCUGUCUUAGUAGAGUACGGUGGUGAUCCCAUCUACACCGAUCGCCCAGCGAGAAGCCGAAGCCGCAGCCGGGAACGGAACCGUUCGCGCCGCAGACGCCGACGAAGCUCUUCCUCGAGUGGCAGGAGCCGCAGCCGAAGCAAGAGUAGAGUACGAACGGUUGCGGAAACUGCUGCGGUGGCUGGCGUUGCUGGCUUGGCUGCUCAUGAGGCCACCAAAAGACGAGACCGUAAGAAGGCCGAAAAGGAAGCCGAAAGACGACGCGAGGAGGAUUCGACAUACUCGACUGGCACCUACAGUCCCUACGAUUCCCCUUCACCCUCGACGGCCCACGCCGAGGACUCGCGCUAUUUCCCAGAGACGAACUACUUUCCCCCACCCCCUAACGCCUCAGCUGAUCCCAACAUCCACAACCCAUAUCCGCCGUACAACCCAGCCGACUACCCCCCUGGACCCAACCAUUCCUCGCAAUACGUCAAUGUACCACGUGACGAAUCCCACAUUGGAAAUCCCUAUGUGCCCCCCCAACACCAAGAUCACUACUACGGUCCACCCCGUCGUAUGGAUGGUAAUGUGAGUGCUCCAGCCCCUGAUCGAGCCGGUAGUGAGCACGAUAACCUUGCUUCUGAACGUGGGCCCGUAGAUCAGCCACCCAGUCCAAGCCCGGCUCCAGAAGAGGAAAAGAGCGUCAAGUUCAAUCUAGAGCCGCAGGUGGAACCCGCUCGGGAGCCUUCUCCUGAUCCUUCGUCCGAGAGGGAUGGCAGCGAUGCGGAACGUCAUGAGCAGCGGCGACAGAGGCGGCACAGAGACGACGAGCCUUCGCAUAACACAAGAGAUUCCAGCAGGGACCGCAGGCGACGCCAUCGGGAUGAAUCACCUGGAUCUGAUACAUCUGAAGCCACUAUCGAGCUCCCGCCACGCUUCGAUGAGCACGGGCGACAGACGCCUGACGAUCCCCUGGCCGAUACACUGGAGAGCAUUCUGUCUUCAAUAUUCCUAUAGUUUUCAUGUUUUGGUGGUUUUCUUUGAGUACACGAGUUUAAUCUGUUUCAUGCUGCCACGGUUGAUACGGGGUAUGCCCAUAUAAUUCUUUUUCUACUACAUCUCAUAUUUUACGAGGCACGUUCACAUGAGCGUUGGAUAAUAGGCAUGAAGUCAUGAUAUCAUGUAGAUUUGGCUAGGAUUUAUGCUUACGAAUAACGAACUCAAUUACGAUC
Molecule: messenger RNA, 3001 nt
Organism: Exserohilum turcica Et28A
Lineage: Eukaryota; Fungi; Ascomycota; Dothideomycetes; Pleosporales; Pleosporaceae
Exons: 3
Coding region: 210-2786 (858 amino acids)
Source: RefSeq, a predicted model, not a curated record